AUGUUUCGCAUAUGCAGCGUGUGGUGCUCCAAUGCCCUACACAACAGUACCCCAUUUGUUGACGGCGCUCUGCAGCUCAUGAAGCUACACCUGGCUCACCGGAACGCUGUGGCCGACAAGAACAAAGCUGCGUGCCACGCAAUAGAGCAGGAAUUUUUUCGCGAGGUGGAGGUGUUUCGCCCUUGCUUCACCAUGGCUGCCUCGUUGGAGGUUGCACAACAGUACUCCAAGAAACUUUACGCAGCGCUCAAGUACUUCCGUAUGGACGAUGAUCCGCUUAUCCGCCAGCUGGACUUGCUCCUGGGACGAAAAGGAAUGCGGGAUGGACGUCAUAGGGAUCAGCGAGGCUUCUUCAAGGGUGCCCACACAUCCUACGCGUCUGCGUUCGGCAAGGUCGCGGAGAGCGCGCACAAUAACUUAGAAGAGCACGUUGAAACAACGCUGCCGACCGAGCUGCCGCAUGCACCAAAGGUGGACCUGACUGCUCCCCGACGCCCUGGUGCGCUUUGGAUCAACCAGCGUUACAGAGGACACUGGGUACUCCAAGAGCCCGACAUCGCCAUCACGCGCAGUGAGCGCCGCGAGGAUCCGUGGUAG
Messenger RNA from Leishmania braziliensis MHOM/BR/75/M2904, 597 nucleotides. RefSeq lists its product as hypothetical. The record is from RefSeq and is a predicted model, not a curated record. The coding region runs from base 1 to 597 and encodes 198 amino acids. The transcript has a single exon. Lineage: Eukaryota; Euglenozoa; Kinetoplastea; Trypanosomatida; Trypanosomatidae.